AUGUUAGUCUUUCUUUCUAUGGCCCGACUUGGCGUCUCCUACGGCCGUAACCUUACAGAAAAUAUGCUCCACCCUUCCAGUGUGAAAUCUUACUCUCAUUCGCGCUGGAGGGUGCUACAGAUUCUUAGGAAUCGCCUCGAGUCCCAGGCUGGAUCUGGUCAUCCAGUUCAUGUUAGGGAUCACUUUCAAUAUGCCAUGUUUUUUCUUUUGAGCGUAAUGUGUUAUGGUGAUAGUGUUAAUGAUAUUCAGAUAAAACUAAUAAAGGAAGUUCAGCAGCGAGCGUUUUAUAAUUCCCAUAAGUUUAAUAUACUCAAUUUUUGGCCAAGACUGACAAAGAUCGUGCUGCGUAGACGCUGGGAGGAAUUCUUUCAGCUCAAUAAAAGCCGACAGGAUGUAUCGAUUCCAUUGAUACGAGCAAGAAAGAAGGUGCGAGAGGAGCAAACAAGCAAAAGUAGUAAAAGCACCAAAGAAUAUGAGCAUGCUGUAUCCUACAUUGAUACAUUAUUGGCUCUGGAAUUUCCUGACGAGAAAAGAGAACUAAAUGAGGAUGAAAUUGCUAAUUUAUGCAACGAGUUUCUUAAUGCAGGAACUGAUACUACUUCAACUGCCUUGGAAUGGAUCGUGGCUAAUUUGGUUAAGUACCCACAAAUACAAGAAAAGUUAUUCAUGGAGAUUAAAGGGGUUGUGGGAAAUGGAAAGGAAGAGGUAGAAGAAAGUGAUUUGCAAAAGAUUUCGUAUCUGAAAGCAGUGAUUUCGGAAGGCCUGAGGCGGCAUCCUCCUGGGCAUUUUGUGGCACCGCAUGCAGUGACGCAAGAUGUUGUUUUGGAUGAAUAUUUGAUGCCCAAGAAUGGAAGCAUCAAUUUUAUGGUUGCUGAGAUGGGGUUGGAUCCAAAGGUAUGGGAGGAUCCUAUGGCAUUCAAGCCUGAUAGGAUUUUGAAUAUUGGAAGCCAAGAACUUGAUAUUACAGGCAGUAGAGAGAUUAAAAUGAUGCCAUUUGGUGCAGGGAGGAGAAUUUGUCCUGCUUAUCGUUUAGCAAUGUUUCAUUUGGAAUAUUUUGUGGCUAAUUUGAUUUGGAAAUACAAGUGGAAAGCUGUAGAUGGAGAUGAUGUUGAUUUGGCUGAGAAGUUAGAGCGGGCAGUGGUACUGAUGAAGAAUCCGUUGCAAGUCCAUAUAACUCCAAGGUUUUAG
This is a messenger RNA of Dovyalis caffra, 1188 nucleotides long. NCBI's taxonomy places the organism in Eukaryota, Viridiplantae, Streptophyta, Magnoliopsida, Malpighiales, Salicaceae. The record is from the annotation of a GenBank genome assembly.